GGCAGGCGGACUUUGUUUUCCUUCGUUGCAGCAACUGCAGCAAAUAUGCAACAUCCACAGAGAGGAAAAGCAGAGCUUCUUUUGCUGGGUUCCCUCUACGGACCGUCCGGCUUGGCAGGCGGCAGAGUGUGAAGAUGCUGUGGCACUUACUUUCCGCGCUCCAGGAGGCCUUGUCUCUCCCCGUGGUUCUGGUGUUCCUGGCUACCUUCCUGCUCCUUGCUGACUACCUGAAAGGGAGGCGCCCAAGGGGGUUUCCUCCAGGGCCCAGGCCUCUCCCUUUCCUGGGGAAUCUUCUGCAACUUAUUGGUGAACGGCCUCAUUGUGUUGCAGAAAAGCUAAGAGAAAAAUACGGCAACGUCUUCAGCCUGCAGCUUGGAAGCAUGAAGAUUGUGGUUGUGAGUGGGCUGCCACUGGUGAAGGAAGUCCUUGUCCAUCAAGGUGAAAAUUUUGUAGAUCGUCCAGAAGUGCCACUAUCACGUGAACUCACUGGGUCAUUUGGACUGAUCAACUCUAAUGGGCUCAGCUGGAAGCAGCAAAGACGCUUUGCCUUAUCCACUUUAAGAAACUUUGGUUUGGGCAAGAGAAGCUUAGAAGAACGAAUACAGGAGGAAUGCAGAUACCUAACUGAUGCCAUCGAGGAGGAGAAAGGACAACCAUUUGACCCCCAUUUACAGAUUAAGAAUGCAGUUGCAAAUGUCAUCUGCUCCAUCACUUUUGGAGACCGUUUUGAUUAUUCUGACAGUAAAUUCCUGCAGCUAUUGCACUUGAUUGAUGAAACUACAGAACUUGAAGAAAGUAUUUGGAUCCAGGUGUACCAAGCCUUUCCAGCCCUCAUGAAAUACUUGCCAGGAACCCAUCAGACUGUUUUUAAAAACUGGAGACUUUACAAAUCCUUUGUGCGAGAAAUAAUUGACAACCACAAAGAAGACUGGAACCCACAUGAAACGAGAGAUUUCAUUGAUGCUUAUCUGAAUGAAAUGGCCAAGGAAGACGCUGCUCCCAGUUUCCAUGAGGAAAACCUGCUACAAUCUGCACUGGAUCUUUUUGUUGCCGGAAUAGAGACAACUUCCGCAACGCUCCGCUGGGCUCUGCUGUACAUGGUGCUUCAUCCAGACAUCCAAGCCAGAGUCCAAGCAGAAAUCGAUUCCGUGAUUGGGCAGUCGCGACAGCCGGCAGCGGAGGACCGGGAUCGUAUGCCCUACACCAACGCAGUCAUUCACGAAGUCCAGAGGAUCAGCAACAUUCUGGCUAUAAAUGUGCACCGGAUGACUACAAAGGAUACAACCCUGGCUGGAUUUCACCUGCCCAAGGGAAGCAUCAUGAUCACCAACCUGACCUCCGUACUGUUUGACAAGGAUGAGUGGGAAACACCUGAUGUGUUCAAUCCUGGCCAUUUCCUUGAGAACGGCCACUUCAGGAAAAGGGAAGCGUUCAUCCCAUUCUCUAUAGGGAAGCGAGCGUGUCUCGGAGAGCAGCUGGCCAGGACGGAGCUUUUCCUUUUCUUCACUGCUCUAAUCCAGAAGUUCACUUUCCAGGCUCCAGAGAAUGUGACUUUAAGCCUCGACCCGAGGGUGGGCUUUACAUUGGCUCCUCAGCCAUACCGGCUACACGCAUUCUCUCGCUGAGAAAGCCACGUUAUCCUUAGCC
Messenger RNA from Varanus komodoensis (Komodo dragon), 1647 nucleotides. RefSeq names its product cytochrome P450 2J2-like. Gene Ontology annotation, molecular function: oxidoreductase activity, acting on paired donors, with incorporation or reduction of molecular oxygen, reduced flavin or flavoprotein as one donor, and incorporation of one atom of oxygen; heme binding; iron ion binding. NCBI's taxonomy places the organism in Eukaryota, Metazoa, Chordata, Lepidosauria, Squamata, Varanidae. Gene Ontology annotation, biological process: xenobiotic metabolic process. The transcript is spliced from 9 exons. The coding region runs from base 135 to 1625 and encodes 496 amino acids. Gene Ontology annotation, cellular component: cytoplasm; intracellular membrane-bounded organelle. The record is from RefSeq and is a predicted model, not a curated record.